Molecule: messenger RNA, 1246 nt
Organism: Andrographis paniculata
Lineage: Eukaryota; Viridiplantae; Streptophyta; Magnoliopsida; Lamiales; Acanthaceae
Product: peroxisome biogenesis protein 7
Exons: 2
Coding region: 123-1067 (314 amino acids)
Biological process (GO): protein import into peroxisome matrix
Cellular component (GO): peroxisomal matrix; cytosol
Molecular function (GO): protein binding
Source: RefSeq, a predicted model, not a curated record
AGGAAUAGAAACCGCAGACGAUGCUGAAUUGACUUAACCGCUGCUCCGUCGCGCCUCUCGAGAUAAUCCAACAAACCACCACAAACCCCAAUCGCCGGCGCCAUCGCCACCGCCACCGCGACAUGCCAGUCUUCAAGACGCCGUUCAACGGAUAUUCCGUCAAAUUCAGCCCAUUUUACGAGAAUCAGGUCGCGGUCGCUACCUCCCAGAAUUUCGGUAUACUCGGGAAUGGCAGAGUACACGUUCUCCAGCUCGGGCCGGCCAUCACUGAGCGCGUCGCCUUCGACACCGCCGACGGGGUAUACGACCUAUGCUGGUCGGAAUCGCACGAUUCGCUCAUCGUCGCAGCCAUAGCUGAUGGCUCUCUUAAGAUCUACGACUUGUCCCUGCCCCCGACCGCCAACCCCAUCCGAUCGCUCCACGAGCACGGCCGCGAGUGUCACGGCGUCGACUUCAAUACCGUCCGAAAGGACUCUUUCCUGAGCGCUUCAUGGGAUGAUACUGUGAAAUUGUGGACCGUGGAUAGGCCAACCAGCGUAAGGACUUUCAAGGAGCACGCUUACUGCGUGUACUCCGUCGUCUGGAACCCUAGGCACGCCGAUGUUUUCGCAUCAGCUUCCGGCGAUUGCACAGCUCGCAUUUGGGAUGUGCGCGAGCCAGGGUCCACCAUGAUUCUUCCCGCCCAUGAAUUUGAAAUUCUCUCAUGUGACUGGAGCAAAUACGACGAUUGCAUCAUUGCAACCGCCUCUGUUGACAAAUCAAUCAAAGUGUGGGAUGUCAGGAAUUACAGAGUGCCGUUGGCUGUGCUCAACGGCCAUGGUUAUGCAGUGAGGAAGGUGAAGUUCUCUCCCCACAGGGGUAGCAUGAUGGCAUCUUGCUCGUAUGACAUGACCGUACGUUUAUGGGAUUAUAUGGUCGAAGAUGCCCUUAUUGGAAGGUAUGAUCACCACACGGAAUUUGCAGUUGGUGUCGACAUGAGUGUGCUUGUUGAGGGUCUUUUGGCGAGCUGCGGAUGGGACGAGCUAGUUUACGUCUGGCCACAUGGAACAGACCCCAGAGCACCUUGAUAUUGGUUAGUUCCUGUUUCUUGUUGUUAAUUGUAUAAAAGACACAGGAUCUUAUUAUCAGCAUUUUGCAAUCUUUUAGUACUAUCUUUUAAACUGAAAUAAAACAUUGUACUCUUUACACUCCCAUUUUCUGAGUCACAAUUGAAAGUGCAAUGAAUCAAUGCCAAAUUUUAAUCAUA